Molecule: messenger RNA, 3242 nt
Organism: Tarenaya hassleriana
Lineage: Eukaryota; Viridiplantae; Streptophyta; Magnoliopsida; Brassicales; Cleomaceae
Product: auxin response factor 4-like
Exons: 12
Coding region: 622-3039 (805 amino acids)
Biological process (GO): response to hormone; regulation of DNA-templated transcription
Cellular component (GO): nucleus
Molecular function (GO): protein binding; DNA binding
Source: RefSeq, a predicted model, not a curated record
UUGAAAGUUUUGUUGGACAUCAGAUGCUAAUUAAUGCACAUUCUUUGGAGACCGAAGCCUUAUUACUGCAAUCAGAGAGCGUUUGAUUUCAGGGUUUAUGGUAAAGAUGUGAACUUUUUUCUGGGAAAGGAAUACAAUUCCGAAAAUUUUACAGAGAAAAAGGAGUGAGUGCGAGUGUCUUUGUGGGUUCUGUUCUGUCUUGGCUCUGUCUCCCCCACCCGUCACAAUCUCUCUCUCCCUCCACCAAAUUGGCUUUUAUUUCCCUUUUGCUGCCUUGCUUUUCUUUAAUUGUUCAUAUCUGCAAUUGUCUAUGUCUGUUCCUUCUGCUCCCUCUUCUCAGUACCUGCAAAUGGAGGACGAAGAAUCAUACUUUGAAACCCUUGUUAUUAUUUGAUGCCCUUUCUCUCUCUCUCUCUAAGCUAUGAUUCCAGCCAGACCCAUUUCUCCUACUAAUAGAAACUUUUUAAUUCAGCUCCGUGGGUGGGUUCUUGUUUGUGGGUUUUACUUGAAAAGGAGAGGGCUUUGUCACUUCAGAGCCUACGGAUUUCGCUACUUCCUUUGAUGGGUCUUUCUAGUUUCGUUAUUUUCUGAUUAGAAACAAUCUACUUUUUGCUAAAAGGAAUGAACUUUUCUUCGGAAGGUUUCAUGGAAUUUGACCUGAACCGCGAGGCUGUGUCCGUAGAGGGGAAGAACGGUGGUGGAGGGCUUGAGAGGGGUAGUUCCGGUAAUUCAUCAUCGUCUUCUUCCUCUUGCUCGUCUGGGUCAACACCUUCUUCAGCUUCUGCAUCUUCUAUAUACUCUGAGCUUUGGCAUGCCUGUGCUGGUCCUUUAACUUCACUGCCCAAGAAGGGCAAUGUGGUUGUGUAUUUCCCACAAGGCCACUUGGAGCAAGGUGUUAUGGUUUCAUCUUCAUCAACUUUAUCUCCCUUGGAAAUUCCAAAAUUUGAUCUUCAGCCCCAAAUCUUCUGUAGGGUUGUGAAUAUCCAAUUACUUGCAAACAAGGAGACUGAUGAGGUUUACACACAGCUCACCCUGCUUCCUCAGCAAGAGCAGGCUGUUCUAAAUAUGGAGAGGAAAGAGACAGGGGAGUUGGGAGGGGAUGAAGAAAGGAAUGGAAGUUCAUCUACCAAACGGACACCUCAUAUGUUCUGUAAAACCCUAACAGCUUCUGACACGAGCACACAUGGAGGGUUCUCUGUUCCUAGAAGAGCUGCUGAAGAUUGUUUCCCUCCUCUUGACCACAGUCAGCAGAGGCCAUCUCAAGAACUUGUGGCAAAGGACCUCCAUGGAGUUGAGUGGAGAUUUCGGCAUAUUUAUAGAGGUCAACCUAGGAGGCAUUUGCUCACCACUGGUUGGAGCAUUUUCGUCAGCCAAAAGAAUCUCGUCUCUGGUGAUGCAGUUCUUUUUCUGAGAGGUGAAGACGGGGAGCUGAGGCUAGGAAUCAGAAGAGCUGCUCGGCCAAAGCAUGGACUUCCUAAUUCUAUUGUUGAGAAGAACUCAUGCUCGAACAUUCUCUCUCUUGUGGCUAAUGCAGUGUCUUCCAGAAGCAUGUUCCAUGUGUUCUACAGUCCACGUGCCACUCAUUCAGAGUUUUUAAUUCCUUAUGAGAAGUAUAUGGCAAGCAUCAGGAAUCCUGUUUCUAUAGGUACGAGGUUCAGAAUGCGAUAUGAAAUGGAUGAUUGUCCUGAAAGAAGAUGCACCGGGGUAGUGACUGGAAUCAGUGACCUGGACCCGUAUAGGUGGCCAAACUCGAAAUGGCGAUGCUUACUGGUACGGUGGGACGAGUCUUUCAUGAGCGGUCACCAAGAAAGAGUCUCCCCUUGGGAGAUGGAUCCUUCAGCUUCUCUCCCACCUUUGAGCAUUCAGCAGUCUCCGAGGCCAAAAAGGUCGCGGACUGGUCUACUGGAAGUUUUACCCGUGAACCCCGUAAUGGCAGAAAGGGGUGCUUUUUCGGUCUUUGAGGAGUCGAUUAGACCCUCUGAGGUCUUGCAAGGUCAAGAAAAUAUAGGUUUUGCAUCACACUUACAUGGCUGUGAUGUUAUGAACCGCCGGAAACUGGAUAUUGCUAUGCCGUCUCAUGCAAAUCCGGUUCUUGUUUCUACUGGAAUGAAGGCUAAAUUUGGUGAGUUUAUAGGUGCAACAACAACCCGUGCCUACUCGGGCAUUUUGGACCUGGAAAGGUUUCCAAGGGUCUUGCAAGGUCAAGAAAUUUGCUCGGUUCGAUCUUUUCCACAAGCUGCUGCUUUUAACGCACCCUCCUGGGGAGCACCCAUUACUGGGUGCAACAACAAUCCCUUUGCUUAUCAAGCCAACAAAUCAAGUUUCUACCCUCUUGCCUCACAAGGGCUGAGAAGCACUGGUAUUCCAUUUCACAACCUAUAUAAUGUUGGAGAAGUGCCUUCAAGAUGGCAUCGUGACAUGAUGAAUUCUCCAAGGGAGACAGAAGCUCUCGGGAAUGUAAUACAGAACUUGGGCAUACAAAAUGAACGUGUUCUGCCGGAAAAAGUUCCGACUGCUUCAGGCUUGAAGACAGCUAUGGUGAGCAGGCAAAAGGGUGAUGAUUUUAACGGGAAAGUCCCAUCGGGAUGCAAACUUUUUGGAUUCUCCUUACCCGUUGAGACACAAGCAUCAAACCCACAAAACUCAAGCAAAAGGAUCUGCACAAAGGUUCACAAGCAAGGCAGUCUUGUGGGAAGGGCGAUUGAUUUAUCCCGACUUAAUGGGUAUGAUGAUCUACUUACGGAGCUUGAACGGCUAUUCAGCAUGGAAGGGCUUCUCCGUGAUCCAGACAAAGGCUGGAGGAUCUUAUACACUGAUAGCGAGAACGACAUGAUGGUUGUUGGUGAUGAUCCAUGGCUCGAUUUCUGCAAUGUGGUGGUGAAGAUCCACAUCUACACAAAAGAAGAAGUGGAGAAGAUGAACGUAGGACACGUAAACGACGAUAACCAGAGUUGUCUGGAGGAAGCUGCUCUAAUGGUGGAAGCUUCUAAAUCAUCUUCAGUGAGCCAGCCUGAUUUCUCUCCAGACAGUAGUAACUGAGAGAGGAUGUCUUUGAUAAAAACAAUGGAAACCCAAGUUUGGUUUAGUCUGGUUUACAAGGCCUUGACUUGUCGGUUUCUGUUUAGUUUUCAUGGAUUUGGAUUUGGAUUUGUUAUCAAAGAUUUGAAAGUUUGUGGAAGUGUAUGUGUAUGUGUAUGGAAAACAAAAGCUUGUGAAAAGAUUUGUUCUUGAAUUCAGUUUUA